Molecule: messenger RNA, 2468 nt
Organism: Zingiber officinale
Lineage: Eukaryota; Viridiplantae; Streptophyta; Magnoliopsida; Zingiberales; Zingiberaceae
Exons: 5
Coding region: 324-2234 (636 amino acids)
Molecular function (GO): protein binding
Source: RefSeq, a predicted model, not a curated record
UCCGCUCGCAUUUGGAAGCGGCACUCCGGCGAUAGCAAGUGGUUUUCCGGCUUCGAAGAGGCAGGAGCGAGGGGUUUUUUUGCUGGGACUGGGAGUCCUUUUCCACAGGUGACAGCGGGCAAGGGCCCUCUGAUUGGCCCCUCCAUCUCCUUCGAGGUUUAGCUCCAAGAAACUGGUUUUCCGGCAACAAAAUCAAAGGAGUCUCCGAGGGUUCAGCCUGUUGGCUGAGUCUGAGAAUGUCUUAAGAGUUUCUGAGGCAAAAGAUGAUUUCUUGAAAGAGGGUUCUCUUUGUUUCCGCCAAGAAAAUUUGGGGCACGGUGGCGAUGUGGAGCACGGCAAAGAAGUUUUCGGCGAGAGCGACGGAGAAAUUGGAGCCUCCGUGGACGGUUCCGUGUACUCCCCAUAAGGCGACGGUGGUCGCGAGCAAUUUGAGCUAUUGUACACCUUCCGGCCAUGGGAUGCCAAAUCUGCAGCCGCAGGGCUCCCCUUAUGUGCUAGCCAAACACGCCCAGAUUAUUGACAAAGAUCCACAAAAGUCAAUUCCAUUAUUUUGGGCUGCUAUAAACAGUGGUGACCGAGUUGACAGUGCACUGAAGGACAUGGCCUUUUCAAUGAAACAGAUGAAUCGAGCUGAAGAAGCCAUAGAGGCUAUUAAAUCUUUUCGCCACCUAUGCUCUCCCCUAUCACAAGAAUCCAUCGACAAUGUCCUUCUUGAACUCUACAAGAAAUGUGGGAGAAUAAAUGACCAAAUUGAGAUGCUAAACUUCAAGUUAAAGAUGCUUGAUGAGGGGCUAGCCUUUGGUGGGAGGAAAACAAAGUUAACAAGAUACAAAGGCAAAAGGUUUUAUGUCUCCCUUGACCAUGAAAAAUGCAGGCUUCUAGGAAACCUUGCCUGGCUUCACAUGCAAUCUGAGAAUUAUGGAGAAGCCGAACAACUUUACAGGAAAGCAUUGGCAAUCGAGGAGGAUAACAACAAGCAGUGUAAUUUAGCCAUCUGCUUGAUGAAGAACGGAAGACUUGUGGAGGCUAAGUCAAUCCUACAAUCUGUUAGAAGUGCACUAGUAGAAGCUUUUGAUGAGCUCUCCCUUAAAUCUUUGAAAAGGGCUGUUAAAGUGCUCAUGGAACUUGAACCUCAAGGUGAUCCUUUUGGCAACGAGGAAGAUUUUCUAAAAGAGGAUAUUUUACAAGGUGGGAAUGACCAACUCUUCAAUAUUCAAUAUUGGUGGGAGAAAAAACCUAAAAUGACAGAUCAUGUGCCGGAGAAGUUUGCAUUUACUAGCAAUCUUGAUCAGAAUGAGUUUGAUGGUAUUAGCUCUAGCUGUUAUUUAGAUUUGGCCAGUAAGAACAAAAGCCAAAGGUCUGUCUUAGGUAAAGAAAGACAGAGUUACCAUGAAAUUGACACAGAAUCAGCUUUAGAAAACGAUUCAGUCUUGAUCAGGGGAUCAGGUCAAACACCAGAUUCUUCAAAUUUAACUAGACAAAGAGCAGCGAUACAAGAGCAUGUUUACCUGAAAUCUAGAGAAAAAGAUCAUGUCUUGAAACCCAAGAGCUUGAACAGAAUAUGGUCGACUGCGACGGUAAAAUCACAACAAAAAAGUGAUGGGAGCUUGCCAAGUAGCAGAAAUCAGAAUUGGAACACAGAACCUAAUGCCUUUAUUAAUGAUGAGAGGCUAACUAACAUCUUUGAGACUCCCACAAGAAUUUCGAAGGAUGGUCAUUCCCCAGCUUUAAGUAGAGCAGGUACAAAGAAACACGAUUCUUUUCUGACUGGUGUACGGGCGUGGUACGACUUGAUAGAGGAGUUAAGAAGUUUCAACAUCAGCAUAGAUACCGCAGCUUCAAAUUCCACUACAUCUGAAGUUAAUCUCAAGACUCAACUGAUCAGGAAGACUGAGAGGAAACUUUGGGCUGACAUGGUUGAGGAGGAAGAAGAACUUGCAAAUCAGAAACUAAGCAUGCAUGUGGAAGCUACUAACAAAUGCAUAGUUGAAUCCGAAAUUUGUCUCAGGACUCAGCUGGUCCAAAAGAGUCGAAAGAGAAACUGGAAUGGCAGGGUAGAUGAAGAAGAAUCCUCAAACUUUGAUAGCAGAGGGAGAAGCUGGAUUGAUAUGCCAGAGGAUGAUAGAUCCAUAUCUGAUGCAAAAUUAGCUAAUGGUUCACCGAUGCAACCCAGUUCAUCAGUCCGUCGAGCGCUCUUGUUAGGCUUUGAAGACUCUGAUGUAACAAUUGAUUGAAUUGCAAGCCAAAGGCUGUUAGGCUUUGAAGAUAUGUAGAAAAUCACUUUGUAAGUUGGAAAUCAGAUAAAUUGUAAAUGAAAUUUGUCUACUGUGAUUGCUUUUGUUCUUUCAUUUUAUUUUUUUCAACUUGUAUAGAGGAAAGAUGAUCUAAUUCUCACUAUUACUGAAAGGAUUGUAAAUCCUUUUCUCUUUGAAAAGUGCGUUAGACAAGAAAUUACAUGGCUCGAAAGG